Molecule: messenger RNA, 1317 nt
Organism: Perca flavescens (yellow perch)
Lineage: Eukaryota; Metazoa; Chordata; Actinopteri; Perciformes; Percidae
Gene: cln6b
Product: CLN6 transmembrane ER protein b
Exons: 8
Coding region: 1-948 (315 amino acids)
Biological process (GO): lysosome organization
Cellular component (GO): endoplasmic reticulum; membrane
Source: RefSeq, a predicted model, not a curated record
AUGGAUCUACAGGCCGACAGAGAAGAAAGAAAAAAACAGUGCUUCCCGAAGCGUCCUGGACCCAGAGAGAGUCGUGACCUGACCCGGGCGGCCCGUUCUCUGGAGGUGGAGGCGGUUCUGUCCAAGCCUCGGUUCCACCUGGACCUCUGGCUCCGCUUCACCGUCCAAAACUGGCUCCUGGAUGUCGGCCGGCCUGUUGUCAUGCUGGUCCUCCCAGCCGACUGGUUUCCCCUGAACCGUCCCGGUGCUGCCGAAUACCUCCACAUCCUGUACAACAUCUGCACACCGCUCAUCCAGCUCAAAAUGCUUGAGCGCAGCCCCAGGACGUUUCCCCGGCUCGCCGUCCAACUCGGCGUCAUUGCCGUUGUCAUGGGGACCAGCCUCCACCUGGUCGCCGACUCCAUCACCCGACGGCUGAUGCUGAUUGGCUACCAGCCGCACCUGUCGCUCAGAGAGAAUCCAGUCAUGAAGGACCUGAAACCGUCCGCCCUGAUCGAUGCCUUUGAGCUUCUGUUUUACUUUGACGACACUCUUGGUCAUCUGAUGUGGUAUGUUCCCCUUUUCCUCGUCCUCUUCCUCUUCUUCAGCGGAAGUUUCAGCUACCGGAGACAGGAAGAGAAGAUGCCAGUGGCCGCGUGGAUGCUGCUUGUUCCCAACGCCACAUACUACUGGUACCUGAUCACAGAGGGACAGACCUUCAUCCUCUUCAUCUUCACCUUCUUCGCCAUGAUCGCCACGGUGAUGCACCAGAGGAGGCGGGGCAUGGUUCCCGACGGCAACGGCCUCUUCAUGCUCUACAGUUUCUCUGCAGCUCUGUUCCUGGUGGCGGUGUGGGUGGCGUGUCUGUGGAGCGACGGCGUCCUAAGGAAGAAACACCCCGGGCUGAUCUACGUACCGCAGCCUCGCGCCGUCUUCACACUCCACCUCCGCCAGGACACGCACACGUAACACACAACACUUCCUCCAACAGACACACACCUUCACACUGCCACUGACUCCAUUUGUUGAAAGGACAAAUGUUGGAUUUCCUCUUCUCUGGUUCUGACUUUUCAAAUGUCAUACUGGCAAAAUGUUUUAAGGGUGUGAUGAUGACAGAGGGGGACAGAAAUGUUUCAGAUCGCCCAGGGCUAUCCGGCCUGAGUGAAAUAUAUUCCAAUGUUAACGCAAGGCUUAGACAAAUUCCAGUAAGAUGUGAAGAGAGUCACCCUUCCUGUACUGCAGGGAAAUUUCACAGAGUUGUAAACUCUAUGUGACCUUCCCCAUGAAAACAUGGUUUAAAGGGAUAGUUUAACUACAGUAGAUGGUGGCCGGCCAACA